Messenger RNA from Yamadazyma jaroonii, 477 nucleotides. Lineage: Eukaryota; Fungi; Ascomycota; Pichiomycetes; Serinales; Debaryomycetaceae. The record is from the annotation of a GenBank genome assembly.
AUGAAAUCUGUACAAGAGUGGGUUAAGCAAUUGAAUAUGACUGCCCAUCCCGAAGGGGGAUACUUUGUGGAACUCAUGAGGUCGGAGCAAACAGUGGAAUCAAAUAAAGGUAAUAAAACCGGUUUAUAUACCAAUAUUCAUUUCUUAUUAGAAGAUAAAAACCCAUCAAAUUUCCAUAGAAUUGCAUCUGACGAAAUGUGGUUUUAUCAUGACGGUAAUCCUUUAACUGUUCAUAUCAUUUAUCCUGAUGGUAAGUAUGAAGCCAUCAAACUUGGACCUAAUGAUGGAGAAGUCUUACUGUGUGUUGUUCCUAAAGAUACUGUAUUUGGAUCAUCGGUUGAUUCUGGUUAUGCUUUAGUAAGUUGUGUAGUAGUUCCAGGAUUCUUAUUCGAAGAGUUUGAAUUAUUCAAACGUCAAGAGUUACUAGACAAAUAUCCUCAACAUGAAGAUAUUAUCACCAAAUUAACUAGAGAUUAG